UGCAGAUUCCCUGUGUACAUGAUUCUAGUUGAUACGAUUAACGUGUAUGUUCCUAUCGGGUUUUGGGCCCUUUCCUGGAUUGAUGUUAUUGACGUUGCCGCUUCUACAAAGACAGUUAGGGAUUUAUCUAGGGCUGCGUAUACCGCAGAACAGCUACAUCUCGGCCGUUUCUCUUCGAGUUGUGAUCAUCUAGUUCAUCACUACUAUGGAGGAACCUCAUUCAGUCUUAGUGAAGAUAUGAAUCGGCUGCAAGGAUUGUCUAUGACGAAAUAAUGAUUUGCAUGAAAGUUAGUAAUAAGUACCGGACUGAGACGAAAGAUAAUUCGUGAAAUCUCUUAUGAAGGAUGAGGUAUAUAAAUCGACAGGCAUACCACAUGCAAGUGUUGGGAGAGUCAACUCGGCAAGAUGGGAUUGGUUUCACCCGUAGACCUCUAGGGCUACUAGUACAUACAUACAUACAUAUAGUCAGGUCUCAAUUCUACAACCUGUGAAAUCAAAGCAAGAGAAGAGAUACAAAGAUACGAAACCUGUCAAAAACAAAGAAAAGGAGGUACAAAAGGUACCAAAUGUACGUAAAUGUACAUAAGUGUACAUAAAUUACAUAAAACAUCGGCUCCGAGACUCGGCCGGAGUCUUGGCCGGAGUCUUGGCCUAGCCCACUGGUUCCGACUUUAACUUCCAACGGUUUCACACGUUACUCGUUACUGGGGAGUUCUCGGAAAAUGGGCUUGUCGGAGCCGGCCGUGAAAGAUCUUAGGGGGUGAACUCGGCUUGAUUUCACCGAACAAUACAAGCGAGUGGAGGCUAGACCAUUUUGGAUGUCUUGUUCAAGACUUGACAUCACAGGGCUUCGUACACAGGCGUAAUCGUCUGUUCCGAAUCACCUUCGUACCCCUGUUUUUUUUUCGGGGCACACUCUGGGUUUAUAUAAAUGCCCCGCGGCCGAAACCCAUAUCCUGUUCCAUGCAUCUUCAGUUCUGAUUUAUUUAUAAACGAUCCUUCGCCACCCUUUCACUAUAGUAAUUCUCCCAACUUACUAUAUAUCCCAAUCCUACUGCCCUCGAGGCCAACGUAUGAUCCAAGAUGUGCAUCAUGGCUUGCAACCGAUCCAAUGAGAUCCCCGAUCUCUCCAUAGACCAGGGGACCUACCUCAGCCAACACCUGAGUCCUCAGUCUCGACCCGCCGACUUCUUCGACAGACCCGACCCUCUCGCUGCCAACUGGAGCUAUGACAACGCCAUUGACCUGUUCUCCAUCAACCCCACCGAUAUGGAGCCCGUGUCAUUCGACUUUGCCGAUAGUCUCACGAAUCUCGAGUCCAAGGACCUCUUCAACGACCCAUUUGCUGGCUCUGGGAUUAGUGGGUUCACCAUGCCCGAGGAUGCAGCUUCACUAUCAUCGGAAUUCGAAAGUGAUGAUCAAACAUGGCCAUCCGCUGCUGCCCGGCAAUCCGUCGACUCGAACGCGUUCGAGACCCAGUCGACAAACCAACCUUCAAACUACACCUCUUCUCAACCUCAAACACAGAGCAAGACUCGCUCAUCUUCAACAAGAUGGUCAUCGAGUCCAGAGAUGAAGGAAGAAGAGAUUGCUACGCCCCAACCCUCCAAACCCACCAACUCCACAUCCCGCAAGACCCGCAGCUUUUCCCGAGAUUCAAACCGCUCCUCAACGGGCGGCCAAGACCCUCAAAUGCGGAAUGCUGCCAAGCGUGCCGCCCAUAACAUCAUCGAGAAGCGCUACCGCACCAACAUGAACGCCAAAUUUGUUUCACUCGAGCAGGCCAUCUCGCCCUCGGGUGUUCAAAAACAUGCCAAGGUUGGAGCAGGGUCUCUCAAAAAGUCUGAGAUUCUCACCAAUGCCCUUACCUACAUCGAUGGCAUUCAGCAGGAAAACCAGGCCCUGCACAAGGAGCUCGCACUGCUCAAGCAAAACUUGCUACCGGGCGGAAUCUGGCGUCACUCCAAAAACCCCCGACUAUGA
Penicillium samsonianum is the source of this 1983-nucleotide messenger RNA. RefSeq lists its product as uncharacterized. The transcript is spliced from 2 exons. The coding region runs from base 1084 to 1983 and encodes 299 amino acids. The record is from RefSeq and is a predicted model, not a curated record. Gene Ontology annotation, molecular function: protein dimerization activity. Lineage: Eukaryota; Fungi; Ascomycota; Eurotiomycetes; Eurotiales; Aspergillaceae.